AUGGGAUCUGGUAGUUCUGUAAAUAUCCAGUACAAGUACUCCCUGCAGAAGUCUGAAAGUGCUUUCAAGGCAGCUGUCUUGAUCCAGCAAUGGUAUCGGCGCCACGUGGCUCGGCUGGAAAUGCGCCGCCGCUGCACCUGGAGAAUCUUUCAAUCCAUUGAGUAUGCCUGUGAGCAGGAUCAGAUCAAGCUUCACAACUUCUUCAGUUACCUCAUGGACCAGUUCACACCAAGCAGCAGCAAAGAGAGGGAUUUUAUCAGUCGCAUGUUGAUAAGUGGGGAAAGUUACAAAGAGGCAGAGUUGGAAAAGUACUGUGACUAUGAAUCCAUAGAGGUGCCAGACUCCUACACUGGACCCCAUCUCUCUUUCCCUCUCCUCCCUGACCAUGCCACGGCCUUGCUGGAAGCCUUCCAACAGAAACAACAGCUCCACGCUCGCUAUGUCUUAAACCUCCUGCACGAGACCAGGAAGCACCUCAAGCAGUUGCCAAACAUCAGCCACGUCUCCACCUGCUACAGCGAGGAGGUCACCGUGUGUGGAGAUUUGCACGGCCAGCUGGAUGACUUGUUCCUCAUCUUUUACAAGAACGGCCUUCCUUCCCCUUCCAAGUCCUACGUGUUCAAUGGGGACUUUGUAGACAGAGGCAAGCAGUCCCUUGAGAUCCUUGUUAUCCUCUUUACCUUCCUCCUGAUCUAUCCCAAGGAGGUUCAUCUCAACCGCGGGAACCACGAGGACCACAUGGUGAACUUACGCUAUGGUUUCACCAAGGAAGUGAUGCAGAAAUACAAGGUGCAUGGGAAGAAAAUCUUGAAGAUGUUUCAGAAUGUAUUCUGUUGGCUGCCCCUGGCCACCCUGAUUGAUCAGAAAGUCCUCAUUAUUCACGGGGGCAUCUCUGACACCACUGACCUGGACAUGCUUGAGAAAAUUCAAAGGGACAAACUCCUUAGCCUGCUUUUACCCCCUAGAUUUCCAGAAGGACCCCAGUCAGCCCAGGCUCCCAGCACAGCCAACAGGCUGGAGUUCUCCAGGUGGCUCCGGCAGACGGUGCAGGAGCAAAUUGACACGUGCCGCCGGCUGGUGGACAUCAGUGAGUCAGAGCCAGAGGAGCUCACCUAUUCCAGCAUGGUCUCCUUGAAGGGUGUGGAUGAUGAGCCGUGCUGGAGUCGCCAGGAGGAGUGGAAGCAGGUGUUAGACAUCCUCUGGAGCGACCCCACGCCUCAGGAGGGCUGCAGAGAAAAUAAGGUGCGAGGUGGUGGAUGCUACUUUGGGCCUGAUGUGACAGAGAAGUUCCUUGAGAAGUACAGCUUGCAGUUCCUGAUCCGCUCUCACGAGUGCAAGCAGGAGGGCUAUGAGUUCUGCCACAACCGCAAGGUGUUGACCAUCUUUUCAGCCUCAAACUACUACGAGAUCGGCAGCAACAGGGGAGCCUAUGUGAAGCUGGGACCAGACCUCAUCCCCCACUUUGUUCAGUACCAAGCAAACAAGACAGCCCAUAUGCUCAAUAUGACCCAAAGAAUAAGCAGAGUAGAGGAGUCAGCCUUUCGAGCCUUGCGGGAAAAGCUCUUUGCUCACACCUCAGCCCUCAUCAGUGCCUUCAAGGCCUACGACGGGGACAAUACAGGAAAGAUCACUCUGAGCAACUGGGCGACAGCAGUGGAGUCGGUGCUGCGGCUGGGGCUGCCCUGGCGAAUGCUGAGGCCACAGCUGGUGCGCAGCACCGAGGAUGGCAUGCUGGAAUACAAAUCCUGGCUGGAUGACCUGGCCAUGGAGCAGAGGAGCCAAGAGCACAUCCAGUCAAGCUUGCUGGAAGUCAUUUAUCGAAACAGAUCCAACUUAGAGACCAUAUUCAGGAUCAUAGACAGAGACCAUUCAGGUCUCAUCUCCUUUGAGGAAUUCCAGCAAACCUGGAAGCUGUUCAGCUCCCACAUGAACAUUGAACUCACGGAUGAUGGCAUUAACGACUUGGUUCGCAGCAUUGAUUUUAACAAGGAUGGCAACAUUGACUUCAACGAGUUCCUGGAAGCCUUCCGCCUCGUCAAACAGUGCCCGGCGUGA
This is a messenger RNA of Pseudopodoces humilis (Tibetan ground-tit), 2055 nucleotides long. Lineage: Eukaryota; Metazoa; Chordata; Aves; Passeriformes; Paridae. The record is from RefSeq and is a predicted model, not a curated record.